AUGAUCUUCUUUUUUUCCAAAACCCAGUCUCAGCACACCGUGAAGGACUCGGGCACAGCUGUACUGGGAGAAGUCCACGCCACGGGGGACGGCGCCUCCUUCAAGGGGGCGUGGGCUGGUCCUCGCUCAGGAAGCGGGCCUCUGGGUGACAAGAUGCUGAGCAGGGCUGGGGCUGACGGAGGGGAGGCCCGUCUUCUUCCGCCCGGAGAGAUGGGAAGGCCGGGGCUCCUCGCUCUGGAGAGGGGAACAACUGUCCAUCCACCCCAGGACACAGACAAAGGCCUCGUGGCUCCCAGCACGGCAGGCAGUGUGGACAUCAGCCUGUUUCCGGGGCUCCCAGCAGCCCCGAGUGUCCGGCAGGGAUGGGGGCCCGAGAUAUCCACAGGCGCAGAUGAGCCGGGACGCCCAGGGACGCUGGAGCAGGGAGCAGGCACGCAGCAAGCAGCGAGCACGGCCACCAGCACCAACUCUGCGGCCGCAGCAAACCCUGCAGGGCAGCCACCCCGCUCGGCCCCUGCUCCCCGGGGCCUGCAGGGCUCACCCUGCGGGCGGCGUCACCACGUCCAGGCCCAUGUGACCCGUGGUGCGGAGGGCUCAGCGUCGGGGCUGCAGGCAGUGGACCUGGAGCCCACAGGAGCCAGGGCGGGGUGCGCGGGCCGGGCUGGGGCCUCCCACUCCAACCGAGCUGCGAGGCCAGAACAGACACUGACCGAGCAGGACCCUCCCCGGGGCCUCCGCUGGGCCGGGGUUGGCCGGGACCAACUGCCCCGCAGGGGGCAGGAGCAGGACCCUGUCUGUGACCCCACUCCUCUGGUGCUCCCGCUGCCCCCGACCAGGGCCCUGGGUCUGGGGUCUGGACGCUGGUCCCUGGGAAGCGGGGCCUCCCAGAUCAGGGACGAUGAGGACCCAGUGUCCACCCUCAGCCUCCGCUUGCAGAACAGCCUGGAGGGUCCGGCAUCCUGGCCCGGGCCUGCGAGGAUCUGGGGGAUGGACAAGCCCCUGCCCUCCCCUCGGAGGCCGCGCCCCAGGCCGAGGCCCGCUCCGCUCCCACCCGGGGGUCCCGGGACCCGCCCCAACUGCACCGUCAGCGCAGACCCCGCUGACCGCCCAGGUGGUGGGCCGGGGGCCGCUGCGGCCCCCGCGCGGGGCGGUCCGGAGAUGGCGUGA
Messenger RNA from Rangifer tarandus platyrhynchus (Svalbard reindeer), 1167 nucleotides. The record is from the annotation of a GenBank genome assembly. NCBI's taxonomy places the organism in Eukaryota, Metazoa, Chordata, Mammalia, Artiodactyla, Cervidae.